Messenger RNA from Caenorhabditis bovis, 2241 nucleotides. The record is from the annotation of a GenBank genome assembly. NCBI's taxonomy places the organism in Eukaryota, Metazoa, Nematoda, Chromadorea, Rhabditida, Rhabditidae.
AUGACUAUCUCGACGAGAAACAGUCGUCUCGGAGCGACUACUCUUCUCACAGUCGUGAUUCUCGGUCUCGCCUGGUUUGUAGGAUUUGCGUCGCGCCUUUUUGCCAUUGUUCGUUUUGAAUCAAUUAUCCACGAGUUCGAUCCAUGGUUCAACUAUCGCGCUACACACUAUAUGGUACAACAUGGAUUCUAUAAAUUUUUGAAUUGGUUUGAUGAACGAGCAUGGUAUCCAUUGGGAAGAAUUGUCGGAGGAACCGUAUAUCCAGGAUUGAUGGUUACUUCUGGACUAAUCCAUUGGAUUCUUGAUUCACUCAAUUUCCAUGUCCACAUUCGUGAAAUUUGUGUUUUCUUGGCUCCAACAUUCUCUGGACUCACUGCAAUCGCCACAUAUUUCUUGACAAAGGAAUUGUGGAGCGCUGGAGCGGGACUUUUUGCUGCCUGCUUCAUUGCUAUUUCUCCGGGGUACACGAGCAGAUCGGUUGCCGGAUCAUACGAUAAUGAGGGAAUUGCCAUAUUUGCCCUCCAGUUCACUUAUUUCUUAUGGGUGAAGGCUUUAAAGACUGGAUCGAUCAUGUGGGCGUCGUUCUGCGCGUUGUCUUACUUCUACAUGGUUUCUGCCUGGGGAGGAUACGUCUUCAUUAUCAACUUGAUUCCGCUUCAUGCAUUCGCUCUAAUUGUUAUGGGACGUUAUUCUUCUAGAUUAUUUGUUUCAUAUACCACUUUCUACUGCCUCGCAACAAUUCUUUCAAUGCAAAUUCCCUUCGUCGGAUUCCAGCCAGUUAGAACUUCCGAGCACAUGCCGGCUUUUGGUAUCUUUGGAAUUCUCCAGAUUGUCGCGUUAAUGCACUAUGCUCGCAACAGAAUUACUCGUCAGCAAUUCAUGACUCUUUUCGUUGGAGGAUUGACAAUAUUGGCCGGUUUGGCUGUUGUUGUCUACAUGGGACUCGUUUGGGGAGGAUAUGUUGCUCCUUUCUCUGGACGGUUCUAUUCUCUUUGGGAUACCGGAUACGCCAAGAUUCACAUUCCAAUUAUUGCUUCCGUGUCUGAGCAUCAACCAACUACAUGGGUUUCGUUUUUCUUCGAUCUUCACAUCACUGCUGCCAUUUUUCCAGUUGGUCUCUGGUAUUGCAUCAAGAAAAUCAAUGAUGAGCGAGUCUUCAUCAUUCUUUAUGCCGUUUCUGCUGUCUACUUCGCAGGUGUAAUGGUUCGUUUAAUGCUUACGUUGACCCCUGCUGUUUGCGUUCUCGCCGGAAUUGCCUUCUCGUACACUUUCGAAAAAUAUUUGAAAGAUGACGAAAAAAGCAACUCAUCUGCGAACCAAGCGAACAACGACAGAUAUGAUAAAAUGGCGAAAGGUGCCAAGACAAAGACUGCUUCAACAGAAUCCGAUGAAUCAGUUUCCGUUAACGUCAAGACAUUUGUUUCUGUAUUGCUUCUUAUUUUCUUACUUAUGUUCGUCGUCCACGCCACUUAUGUAACAUCUAACGCCUAUUCGCAUCCUUCCGUCGUUUUGCAAAGUUCGACAAGCAGCGGAGACCGUGUAAUCAUGGACGAUUUCCGUGAGGCGUACCAUUGGUUGAGAGAAAACACCGCAGAUGACGCGAGAAUUAUGUCCUGGUGGGAUUAUGGAUACCAAAUUGCUGGAAUGGCCAAUAGGACAACUCUCGUCGAUAACAAUACAUGGAAUAAUUCACACAUUGCUCUGGUCGGAAAAGCCAUGUCAUCAAACGAAUCUGCUGCGUAUGAAAUCAUGACCGAGCUUGAUGUUGACUACAUUUUGGUUAUUUUCGGAGGAGUCAUUGGAUAUUCUGGAGAUGAUAUUAACAAGUUUUUGUGGAUGGUUAGAAUUGCCCAAGGAGAACACCCGAAAGAUAUCAGAGAAGAAAAUUAUUUCUCCGACUCCGGGGAAUACACAACCGGCGCCCAAGCUUCAGAGACAAUGCUCAACUGCCUUAUGUACAAAAUGAGUUAUUAUCGAUUUGGAGAAACGCGUGUUGGUUAUAAUCAAGCGGGCGGAUUUGAUCGAACCAGAGGUUACGUUAUAGGAAAGAAGGACAUCACUCUGGAAUACAUUGAAGAAGCGUAUACAACCGAGAAUUGGCUUGUUCGCAUCUACAAGAGGAAGGAUCUUCCGAACCGGCCUUCUCUUAAAAAUAGCGAAGCUACAAUUCCGCUAUCUUCAAGAAAAGCCGCUCAAGGAAGAAACAAGAAAGGAGUGAUCAGAUCAGCUGCCAAAGCCUAA